Messenger RNA from Cyclospora cayetanensis, 1617 nucleotides. RefSeq lists its product as uncharacterized. The coding region runs from base 97 to 1617 and encodes 506 amino acids. NCBI's taxonomy places the organism in Eukaryota, Apicomplexa, Conoidasida, Eucoccidiorida, Eimeriidae. The transcript has 4 exons. The record is from RefSeq and is a predicted model, not a curated record.
GCGCUCGCUCAUUCCAGGCGCGUUCUGAAGAAGCCGAUCCCUCCAAACUUUGUCUCGGACACGUUUUUGCCGCAUCUAGAGCAUCAGAUCAUUCAUAUGGCUCCAUCUUUUUCAGUGCUUCAGCUUGGCGAGGUGGGUGGCGCGUACGCCAAGCUCCCUGAGGCGUUGCGCGAUAAGGAAGUUGAAAAGGUGCUUCUGGAGCAUGUCAGGAAAAACUUGAAGCACGUGCAUACAUCUGAAGAGGCAAUGGCAGUCGUGUCUCUCAUGGAGCUCUUGUGGGCAGGGGGCAGCGCCAACCUCUCCCCGGACGGAAAUCCUCCCGAAACGCGGAAAGACGGAGUGCUGAGCUGGCUAGUGGUCGGCUCUGGACGAACGCGACGCGUGGAGGCAGACUUGUUCGUGUCGCUGAAGGAGAAGACAGAGGCAGAGCCAGCAUUGCUGUCAGGACUGUCGGCGCUAAAUUUGUUUUCCUUCAUCCGCGCUUACACAAAGGCCCUUGCCGACCCAAAUGCCUUUAGAAAACACGAGCGAGAAUCGCUGGAGACGUUUGUUAAGCAACUCAGAAGGCGAACGGAUGCAAUGCUGAAGGCGCAUGAUCCCCAGGAGUUAAUCUCGAUCAUCGCGUCCAUAGCAACUUACGGAGGAACUGCCACGCCCUCGCCUAUGCCGCCUACACCGCAGCAGCAGCAACAACAACGACACAUGCAGCAGCAGCAGCAUUCCGAGGAAGCCCAGCACCUCUUGAACACAGAAAACAUGCAGCAGCUCCUGUCUCGCAACCCGCAUCUCGCCGUGUUGCCUCACGUGUUGCAACAGGUGGAUGGACACCUGAAAAGGGACGGAUUUUCAUUUUUCCAGCUCUUUCAAUUGUUGCACUUGCUGCAGAAAUGCGGAAUUAGACACCAGGGCAUCUUAGAAGAAUGCGAAUACUUCUUGCACAACGGAACGUACACUCCCAAGGCACACUCUGAAGAGCCUCCUCGCGAACAACCUCUCAACCGGCAGCAACACCAGCAGCUGCAACAGGAGAGUGUCUUGGAAGUGGAUGCGGAGGCGCUCCGCAAGAUGAAUGUCACAGAGGUUUCGCAGUUCAUCCAGGCUUUAGGUCAAAGGAUUCGUUCCCAAGGUCUCUUGGAGCAGCACCAACAGCAAGAGCAGCAACCGUUGGCAGCAGCAAAGAGGGGUCCUGUUGCAGACGUGUUGCCGCCUUCCUUGCUAGCCAAGAUUGCAUGGUGUUUCAAUCAAUUUGGCGAAUUUCACAGAGUGGAAAGGGUUCUGGAGCGGCCGGGAGCCCCGGUUUUGCAGCUUAUCUGCAACAGGCUGGCCACAACUGCAAGCGGAAUGCGGCCUUUUGAGUUCCUCUUUUUCGUCGUCGGCGCUCUGCGCCUCGGCCGUCUGUACACCGCAGAACUCAUGGGUUCUGCCGAGUUGGAUCAAUUAUUUGCUAUGCGCCAUCCACAAAACGGCCGCGUCACAAGAACACGCAGAUUGUGUGCUCGAGUUGCUGCCACAAGAAUGGCUCAGCUCCAUGCUUGGAUGAAAGGAAUGCGAUCAACGGCUUUCGGCGAUAUAAAUGUAGCAGAGCUUAGCCUCGUGAUUCCGCAUUCAGCUGUCUAA